Molecule: messenger RNA, 561 nt
Organism: Beta vulgaris subsp. vulgaris (sugar beet)
Lineage: Eukaryota; Viridiplantae; Streptophyta; Magnoliopsida; Caryophyllales; Amaranthaceae
Exons: 1
Coding region: 1-561 (186 amino acids)
Source: RefSeq, a predicted model, not a curated record
AUGCUGCUGUACACUGAUACCGACUCGGUAUGGUGUAAGGUGUUCCCUUCCACGCUAGUUAGGCUUGGCCAAACGUGGUUCAAGAGUAUACCACCGGCAACUGUCUUCGACUUCCGCCAGCUCACAUCCAUGUUUGUUACCCACUUUGUUAGAAACAAGCGCAUGGAAAAGACUACCGCCGAGUUGAUGUCCAUCAAGCAAGGAGACUCCGAAAGCUUGAGGGACUAUGUAGGGCGCUUCAAUGUGGAAGCCGUUACCAUCCCCAGUCUGCAGCAGGAGGUAGCAGUCUUAGCCCUGAUGACAGGUCUAAAAGAAGGGACUGCCUUCAGAAGUUACCUGGGCCGCAAAAAGCUGAGAAGCCUAACAAAAGUCUUAGGGAAGGCGAAUGACUUCAUCCGAGGAGAGGAGUUUGACAAGGCGGUAACUACUAAGAGGCCAGAAGGAGAUGGGAAGGAAAAGGAGAAAGAUCGAAGGGAGGACAAGUACCGGAAGGAUAAGAAGCCGGAAAAGUCCGGCAGGAGAGAGGAGAGUAAUUCGGUAAAGAAAGGCCAGGAAGGGUGA